This is a messenger RNA of Laetiporus sulphureus 93-53, 405 nucleotides long. Its product is annotated as Na+ dependent nucleoside transporter. Gene Ontology annotation, cellular component: membrane. The transcript is spliced from 5 exons. Bases 1 to 405 code for a protein of 134 amino acids. Gene Ontology annotation, molecular function: symporter activity; nucleoside transmembrane transporter activity. Lineage: Eukaryota; Fungi; Basidiomycota; Agaricomycetes; Polyporales; Laetiporaceae. Gene Ontology annotation, biological process: nucleoside transmembrane transport. The record is from RefSeq and is a predicted model, not a curated record.
AUGUGUACCAUUGAUGUCGGGCCACAGCUAAUCAUCUUCAUCACCGAGGAACUUGGGCCUGUCCAAAAAAGGGAACUGGCCUUUUUCACUGGCGUGCCACGCGGUGAGAUCCUCCGUGUUGCUGCACUGCUCGCAAUGAAACUCAUCGAGAAUGAGUUCAUCGGCUACACCGAUCUUCAGGCGAUCAUGACGAGCGACAACCCACUUUCGGAACUCACCUUCACGAUUGCGUCAUAUUUUCUGUGUGGCUUCGCCAACCUCUCAUUGCUCGGCAUCCAGAUCAGUGUACUGAGCACUCUCGUGCCAACACAAGCUGAGAUUAUCGCACGUAUUGCGCCAUCCGCGAUGAUCUGCGGGUUCAUCUCGACGUUGCAGGCAGCUGGCAUCGCCGGUAUGCUCGUGUAA